Messenger RNA from Eremomyces bilateralis CBS 781.70, 876 nucleotides. RefSeq lists its product as uncharacterized. NCBI's taxonomy places the organism in Eukaryota, Fungi, Ascomycota, Dothideomycetes, Eremomycetales, Eremomycetaceae. Bases 1 to 876 code for a protein of 291 amino acids. The transcript is spliced from 3 exons. The record is from RefSeq and is a predicted model, not a curated record.
AUGCAUCCAAUCAAUCGCUCAGCUGGGCGAACUGUCCAUAUCUACAAUACCAAUGACCCUGAUACCGUGCUCGGUGGUCUGGUACUCACUCCUGGCGUUACAAACUCCAACUUCUACGCUAUGGUGAAGAUUCUGUUCAUAUUUUCAGGCCCGUUCUACCUACGAGUGGAGAACGGAGCAAGGAUUGAGAAGGAUGAUAACCCGCUUCGUCCUGGAAGGUAUCAUAUUAUUUCCGACGCUUCUUUUGAUGUCAAUAACGAGCCAUGGCUCGUCCGAACGAUCAGCUGUGCUUCUGGAUCUCGUGCCGCCGCCUUUACCGAAGCCGUUCGUUCUCGAGAUCGUCGAUGUAUUAUUUCUGGGGCCAAUGUGUAUACAUUUGAUGGCGUUGAUUUCUGGAACGGCUUUGAAGCGGCGCAUGUUUUUCCGCUAGCCUAUGAAGGCUACUGGGUCGAGCGCGGCUACGGCAGGUGGAUUACAAUGCAACCAACAAUAGGAGGAUCUAUCAACUCAGUGCAAAACGGAAUGUUGCUUGCUUCUGAUAUACACCAACUCUUUGAUGCUUAUGACUUCUCGAUCAACCCAGAUGACAACUAUAAAGUUGUGGUCUUCAGACCUAACUCAAGAGUUGUUGGUGACCAACAUCUCGAUCCAACGUAUUUUUCUCGCCCAGAUGCACCCGUCGAUUCACUUCUACGAUGGCACUACAGACAGGCCGUCUUGGCCAACAUGAGGGGUGCUGGGGAGCCGGUCUUUGAACAUGACUUUCCACCUGGCUCAGACAUUGUUGGCGUCAUACUCCAUGGCCCGAAAGCUGCUGAAAGGAUGGAAUUCGAACUGUUUAGCCGCUUCGGUGCUCAAAUGGAGUUGUUCUCGUAG